Messenger RNA from Anopheles cruzii, 4956 nucleotides. RefSeq names its product hormone receptor 4-like. Gene Ontology annotation, biological process: establishment of epithelial cell polarity. The transcript has a single exon. Lineage: Eukaryota; Metazoa; Arthropoda; Insecta; Diptera; Culicidae. Bases 1 to 3552 code for a protein of 1183 amino acids. The record is from RefSeq and is a predicted model, not a curated record.
AUGGGUGAUGCCAAAGUGAAACAACCCUUCUUUGGGACACAAGCGCAUCAUCAUCAUCACCACCACCACCACCAUCAUCACAACCAUAAUCACGCUGCUCCCGCCGAAUCAUCGCUGGUUACGCCGACAACGACUCAUAGUAACGGUGUAACCAUGUCAACAGUGAUUGAUGCUAAGCAUGCCACCAGCACCGGCCUACUGACGGGUGGAUUGAAUUCGAAGCAAACGGUAGGACCCGGAUCGGGAAAAGAUGCCGCGGGCACCAUGGCAAACCCUUCGAAAAGCGCAGGUGCCGCCAAAUAUGAGCAGCUUAAGCAGCGCAAACAAGAGUUACAGAAACGGCUCAACGAAAAGUACAGCCAGCUGCAGCAGAUCAAGCGCGAAGAAGCGCAGCUCAUCGGGAUGUAUCCGAGUGACUUCAGCUGUGGUAUUGGCCCAUCUGACGGACCGGCAGGUACGGCCGCGGGUGGCAACGGUGCCAUGAGCAAUGGCACUGCCCCGACGUUACGGCGUAAGAUUGGCACCAGCUUUAAGUUGCCGGAAAACUUGCUGAACAACAAGGAAGAUGACAUCAACAAACUGCUGCUGGAGAAGCAGAUACAGCAGCAAAUAUCGGAAGCUUCGCUGCGCCUGGCGAACGAUGGUGGCCAGCCAAAGUCCGUGCGGCGCACCCAUAAACAAAACUAUGAGCAAGCGCAACAGAAGCUGCUGGCCAUCAAUCAGAAUCUAAGUGCGCUGAAAAAACGUCAGCAGCAACAGCAGCAACAACAGCAACAGCAACAGCAACAGCAACAGCAAUCACAGCAAGCGGCGGCCGAGCAUAAACCUUCCGCUCGGGACGAUAUCGAUCUGCACAAAUCGGCGCAGGUCAAUCGGUUCCGCUCGAAUAGCAACAGCAGCAGUAUGCUAAUGCAUCUGUCCGAGCGGCGUAAUUCCGUCAAAUCGACCGGUUCUUCGAACGCCUCGGGCAGCAUAGCGGCUCAGCAUCAUCAGCAUGCUCAGCACCAUCACCAGCAGCAGCAGCAAAUGUUGCAAGUGCAAAUUCCCCCUGGACACUAUCAUCACUCUCCUCAGCUGCAACAUCAUCCGCCAAUGCAGCAAAAGCAGCAAAUAUCGCCUUACUCGAUUCACAGUGGAAUCAUACCGUCCGGUUCGCAGAGCAUGACAUCGGCUGCCUCUGCGGCGAUGAUUUCCCAACUCAGCAUGCUGCGACAUCGCGCUCGAACGGACAGCUUUAGUGGGAUUGUUAGCUACGAUUCCCUUUCGGCCGGUUCGGCCGCAGAACUCAGUGUGAAGAUGUCACCGAUCAGUGCGAACGGCAGUAUCGCCAGCGGUGGUAGCAUUGGACAGCUACAACAUCAUCAUCAUCAUCAGCAGCAGCAGCAGCAGCAACAGCAGCAACAACCACAGAUGACGGUUGGUCCUGGACCGUCGCGAAUGAAUAGACUGAUCCAGCAGCAGCUUGGUGUUAACUAUAGUCCACCACCAGGAGUUGUCGUCGGUGGUGGCAGUGGCACCAGCGGAUAUGUGCUUUCACCUACCGUUGCCGUGGGGUCACCGGGUGGAAACGGUGGCCAAGCGUUUGUGUACGACACUAAAGUGAUCGCUCGUCUGCAGGGCACCGUAAACAGUAACAUGCAUCACUUUCCGUCGCCUCCACCGCACCCACAGCAACUUCCGUUGGGAUCUACGGUCGGAACCGGUCCGCACGGUCACGGUCAUCAUCUGUUGAGCGAUCAAAAUUUGUGUCCGAAUGCGAUGGCCGCACCAACGGGCGGUGGCUACGACCAGGGUAUCAGCGACCAUCAUGCGUCGGGGAGCGUUGGAACUCCGGCCGGUUUGGGAGGCUAUUGGAUGACACUGGAGAGCGGUGAGAAGGUUUGGUGCUCGGUGGACAGUCGACAGUUUUCCAGUCUGGACCGAAAGCAGGGCGCGGGCGCCGGAGGUAGUAUGAAGCUUUCGCGAACGAGCACCAAGCUUACAUCCAAACCGACGGGACAGCUGCAACCGGCAGUGAAGUCCUCGUCGUUGGGCAACUUCCAAGAGUACAUCGGCAAAUCCGGUUCAUUGACACAGGACGAUGACAUGAUCUCGGUCCAGCCGGAUGCCAUUUCCGUUACUUCCGGCUCCAGUGAGCAUAAGAAGCGUGAGAAGGUGUGGCGCGAGACGUCGCUCGAUAGUCCGCUUCUGAAGCAUAAAACACUCCCACCCUUACCUCCUGGUCCGCCGCACGCCGUCGGAACACUACCCGUGAACGGACAUCUGGUGCAGUCGCCGGGUGCGAUCUCACCGAACUCACCGUCAUAUCAUCACCACCAUGUGGCCACGAACAAUCCGACCAUUCCAUUACAUAUUAACACAAAUGUGUCGUCGUACACCUCGUCUUCGCCUUUGCUGUUGUCCCCUCAACAGAUGAGAUACUAUCAGCAACGCCAGCAACAGCUUCUCGAGCAGCAGCGUCAACGAAUGAAGCAACAACAGCAGCAGCAGCAGCAACAAAGGUUAAUGAUUGAAGAGCAACAGAAGCAAAUGCAGAGUGCUUCCUCUAGACAGGAUCAGCAGCACCCUGUCCAGCACCCAAACAAUCCUACGGUCGGUAGUUUGCAGCCGCCUCUUCCCAUGUCCGCGAUGAAUGCGACAUCGACCGCAUCACUCACGACGACAACGUUGGAGCAUUACAACGCUUUGCAUUAUCAGCAACACAAACCGCAGAAUCCGCCUCCGUAUCAUUCGCGCCACCAGCAUCCACCGCCGCCACCGUUGCCACCGCCGAAUCAGCACCACUAUCACCACUCGCAGCAACGCCUACAGCACCCUCCUCCGCCACCUCCACCACCCCCACUAGUUCAUCCGCAACAUCUUGACCUACUACCACCCUCCUCGUACACCCAGCACGAUGGCGUACCAUCGUCGACCCAUUUGUCACCCUCAGCGACCAGUGGUGGCGGCAGUCGAGUAGUGAGUCAUCAUCUCGAUGGCGGAACGGGCUACGGGUACCAUUCCGGCGGUACACUCUCUUCCCGGCAUCCGGACCUGCUCAUCUCCCCGACGCUCUCGCAUGCCUCGUCCCACACGCUUAUCUCUCCGACGACGAUCGUUCAGGCACUCCCGAUCGGUAGACCGAGUGGUGGUGACGAGACUAGCAACGUUUCACCGACGCCCUCCGCGGUCAUGACGCAUCAACCGGCCGUGACGGGACCGCAGUACACGGGCGCGGGAGGGCCAAAGCCUGACAUUCAGAUGGAAUCGCCCAAAAAUAUGACGGUCGUACAGCAAGGCAAAAUAAUGCCCUACAAGGAGGUUACGAAGCCGUUCGAGAUGUCCGACUUCUACAAAUACUCCACCAAGUACCGGCAGAAGCAGCAACAACAGCAGCAGCAGCCGCCCCACCAAGCGCGGCCCGAUCAAUAUCAAGGAUCGGUGGAGCAACAAAGUCCCGGCCAGCAGCAGGAGGUUGACGACGGUGAUGGCGGCAGUGGCGAAGGCAUACACAAGGGUAUCUAUCAGCCACCGAAUCGAUCAAUUUGUCAACCGAUCAACAACUACAACUGACGCAACCAGCGCAAGCGAUAACGCAGAAGAUUUCAAGCAAUAGAGAAAACAGAAAUACUAUUGUUAUUAGGUCGGCUAGGUCUCGUGUUAUCUAUCGUUCCCGCUGAUCGUUCCUUUUAGGUAGCGUCGAAGGAUAAGGAUAGCGUUGUUUGCUGCUGGCUGGAAGAGAGGGGACGUUGUUGCGCGUUGAGCUGUAACUAACUAUUGUACCUGUGCGCGGAAUUUGGGAAUCUAGUUGAUAAGGUGCGAUGAUAAGAAUGUUUGUUAGAGGGUAAGGUUGCCAAUACUAGACACUCGUAGCGGUGUGUGCUGCUUUACGGUUAUCGUUUCCCUUUUCGCUGAUAAAAGUGAUUGCAGAAGAACAGAGAAAAACACUUUUUUUUUGUGGCCACUUUUUUCACAACCACCUGGUGGCAAUGAAAGGGAAGGAACUCGUACCGAUCUCCUCUUAGCUUGAACUAGAAGCAAGCGAAAGAAGGACGAAUGAAUGGAAUGGACGCGCAGCAAUGACAACACAUCGUUGUGGGUCAUCAGAAAAGUAACAGGAGUUUCUUCCUAAUGCUUGAAGAUCAACCGAUCAGCAAAAACGGUCCGGCUGGAUGAGCGGGUGACAAUCUGACUACUUCCUCCAGAAAAGACUUACAAAAACAGCGUAGCAUUUCGCGCAAUUGCCGUUUACUUACAAAAUCGGUAGGCAUAUUUAAUAUGGAGUACACAACAAUAAGACUGUAGUGCACUAUGGUAGUGCAACGAGAAAGACACCGGAGAGAGAAGAACACACAACGAACUGUACCUCCGAUCAUCAAAUAGCUGUUAGUAGGCUGAGAGCGAUUGCCUUUCGUAGGGUUUAAUAACAAUAGCUAAACUGUGGCCUUUGCGAUGCCACGGGGCAACAACAGGAAGUGACAGGAAUAGAGAAAGCGAUGACUUUAUCUGAUUUACCUUUUUCUUAGGUAUUUGAUCAUAAUUCUAAUUUGUAAGGAACUUAAAUUAGGCACUCCUUGCGUUGGAACGGUAGCACAGAAGCGAUUACAAUUGCGUUGUGUUAAGUUUCCGUGUGGUGUUAGUUAAAGAAGCGACAAUAUAAGACUUAGAUUAGCAAUGCAAUCAUUGGUUCUCACGCACUGUUGGCGCGACCGUUGCGUUACGUUUUGCUUGUUGAAACAACGGAACGACACAACUUCAGAUUCUAAAUUGUUAUACAAAAAUCGGACCAUUGACCGCUGUUACUCAGAUAUUUCUUCUGCCACCGACGAGGAUAUUGUUUGUUACAAAUAGCAGAAACAAAAACUCAAAGCAACAUGAGAGGCAAAAGUGAUUUUGCUGUAUAAUAUAAUAUGCGAACAUCCGAGCUAAGUCUUAGACGGUAAGCAGGGGGUUAUACAACAACUAAAUCAGCAAUCG